AUCCCAUCGAAAAAAAAAAGAGAAAAUGAAAAUAGAAAUUCUCUUUGCCUUCCUCUUCACACAUUUGCCUCUUUUUGUUGCUAUUGAGUUUUUAUUAGCAUUCCCUGUGUGUGUCUGUCAGGGCUUCUCCUCUCUCUCUCUCUCUCUCUCUCUCUCUCUCUCUCCCCCCUCUCCUCCUACUCCUCCUCCCUUCUUCCUUGCUCUCUGUGUCUCUACCUCCUCCCUAUCUACACACUGUGUCCAAUUAGGGUUUCAUGUUCAUCCAUAUUUGAUUUGCUUUUUUCUCUCUAGCUAGGAAGAAAGACUCUUCCAAGCUAUAAGGGGAGGUUAUAUCCUAUCACUUUCUACAGUCUCACAGAAAGAAAAAAGGCUUUUGAAAGAGAGGGGUGAGAUCCCUAUAAGGCAAAAGAUUAUGUCGUCAUCGAACAGCUCCUACAACUCACCCUGUGCCGCGUGCAAGUUCCUGCGGAGGAAGUGCAUGCCCGGCUGCAUAUUUGCACCCUACUUCCCUCCUGAGGAGCCCCAGAAAUUCGUGAAUGUUCACAAGAUUUUCGGGGCGAGCAACGUGACUAAGCUGCUCAACGAGCUCCCACCGCAUCAGCGGGAGGACGCAGUCAACUCCCUGGCCUACGAGGCAGAGGCCAGGGUGAGGGACCCGGUAUACGGCUGCGUGGGAGCUAUCUCCUUCCUCCAGAGACAGGUCCAGAGGCUCCAGAAGGAACUUGAUGCAGCCAAUGCGGAUCUCAUCCGUUACGCAUACAACGGCGCCAUCCCUCCAUCGGCUUUGCCUCCCGGGACAACCUCAAUGCAGCCAGUACUACCUGUGGCUCGCCGGCGGUCCUCAAUGGAGUUUGCCGCAGACCCAGGCAGCAUAAGCAACGGAGGGGGCGGCUUCUUUCAACCUCCUCCAUAUUCCCUUCCGUGGGACAACAACCUCUCGGGAGACAUCAAUGGAGGUGGAGGAGGAGGUGGUAGUAUGAUAUGAAGAACUGAAAGAUCAUCAGUUCUUGAAUAACCACUCCCUCUUUAUAUGCUUAAGGUGUGGGAGUAUAUAUACGAAUUAUUUAUACCGGGGAUGAUCUCUAUCUAUAUCUAUAGUAUAUGUGUCACAUGGACUAGCUUACACAGCUAGGCCAGGAUUUUUAUUUAUUAGGGUUAUCUAUAUAUAUAUAUAUAUGUAUAUAUUAUAUAUCAUCUUCCCCUGCUAAAAGACCAUAUACUAUAUAACUAGGUUUGAGCAAUUUGUAGUAGUGACAAUGCAUUCGAAACCUAGAAAACAGUAAUGGGGGGGCUAUAUAUAUAAAUAUAUAUAUAUAUAUAUAUAUAUGCAUAUGUGGUGUGUGUAAGUGUAUGUGGCUUGCUAAGGAUUUUUUAGCAUAAAUUGUUAUUUGACGUCAAUAUUUACUUGGAUGCAA
Messenger RNA from Punica granatum (pomegranate), 1415 nucleotides. NCBI's taxonomy places the organism in Eukaryota, Viridiplantae, Streptophyta, Magnoliopsida, Myrtales, Lythraceae. The record is from RefSeq and is a predicted model, not a curated record.